This is a messenger RNA of Lottia gigantea (owl limpet), 795 nucleotides long. RefSeq lists its product as hypothetical. The transcript is spliced from 9 exons. The record is from RefSeq and is a predicted model, not a curated record. The coding region runs from base 1 to 795 and encodes 264 amino acids. Lineage: Eukaryota; Metazoa; Mollusca; Gastropoda; Lottiidae.
AUGUCCUGCCACCUAAUACUAGAAGCUGAAGAGCUGUUAGAAUGUCCAUAUGAUAAAACUCACAUGAUCAGAGCCAAGAGGAUGCAGUAUCAUCUCAUAAAAUGCCGUCAGAAUCAUCUAACCAGGGAGUUUGCUACGUGCCCAUUUAACGCUACCCAUGAAAUGCCGACCCCUGAAUUAAGAUAUCACAUGGCUAACUGUCCCUUUAGAGAUAUGGUGGAGAAACAGAUAGAAUAUGAUGAAACACGUAGAAAUGGAUUAAAGUUAACAUUAAAAGGUUGUACAGACGUACCGCCCUACAACGCUGUUGAAAUAGAGGCUGAGGAGAAUUGGGAUGCAGAAAUACCUCUUCACACCCGGAUGGGAGUUGAUCAAAGUUUUUUUGACAAUCUACAAUACAGAGAUACGUCUAUGAUGCAGAAAGCUGCUAGAAAGGAGUACUACCAGAAACUACAGAAUAAGGCAAGAGGCCUCGAGGAACCUAGUAAGAAGAUAGAGAAUCCAGGGUUGCGAUUACCCAACCAGAAAUCAAAGGCAGCUCAGAUGCAUCAAGAAAGUUCUAAACCUCAUUCUCUAGAUGUAUUUAAAUAUUCUUUAUUACAAGCUGGUAUAGGCCGAGGUCGUGUGUUAUCAGAACAGAGUGUUACCAGGCCAGGGAAGACAAUAUCAAACGGGUUGCCUAGUAACAGUCAUUCUGUCAAUACUGGAGGUAAUCUGAAAGCUUUAAGUUAUUAUGAUUUUUGUUUUGUUUUGAGAAAGAGUGAUGUAGUCAAGAAGACUUCAAUAUAUUUUUGA